Torulaspora delbrueckii is the source of this 1545-nucleotide messenger RNA. RefSeq names its product MIND complex subunit DSN1 (gene DSN1). The record is from RefSeq and is a predicted model, not a curated record. The coding region runs from base 1 to 1545 and encodes 514 amino acids. Gene Ontology annotation, cellular component: MIS12/MIND type complex. Gene Ontology annotation, biological process: mitotic sister chromatid segregation; cell division. Lineage: Eukaryota; Fungi; Ascomycota; Saccharomycetes; Saccharomycetales; Saccharomycetaceae. The transcript has a single exon.
AUGAGUUUGGAUGGGUCCAGGUCGGUUUCCAAGACGCCACCGCGUAAGAAGUCUUACCCGUUGAAGAUGGAGACUAUUCCGAUGUCUUCUUCUUCGUAUGCAGAAUUCAAAGAGACGCGAAACGAUGAAGAACAGGAAGAUGAGUACAACGUUGGGAAACCAAAUGCAUCUAGUUUUGAAGCAGAUCAAGAUUUCAAAUUCAAGAGACAUAGGAAUAAGCAAAGCAACGGGGUGCCAUCUCUCGGGGAAAGGUUGGACAAUUUACAGGAUGUUAAGAAGGCUAAAUGGGUUGAUAAUUUUAAUUCCUCUAUGCCUAAUGUACGAGAAACCACCACAAAUGGUGUUCAUUCUCCAAGAGUACCGGCUGCAGACCAGGGAUAUCCUAGUUCACAACCUGUCCCUCCUUAUAUCGCCCUACAUGUAUUAUUAUCCGAUGCCAACUCAAGGUAUGAUGCCAUUUGUAGGUUCUCCUGUGCAUCCGACACAGAUGGAGAGUCAGCAGUAUAUGAACUCUUCGAUUUUACCCAAUUCUUCUCUGCAACCUUCUUUCCUCCGGCACAGCAAACCAAAUUCGACCAAGAGACUCCUCAAUUGUUGCCCCCACCAAAUUUAUAUCCCUAUAACUAUGUUCAAUCACAGCAACAAUAUGCCAAGAAGGCUAGCGACAGAAGGAAAUCCAUUGCACAAAACAGAGGUCGUCGUUUGUCAAUUCUCGCUUCACAGGAUGAUGGCCAUGGAAUAGUAUCCCCACAUAGAGAUGUGUCCGAAAAGGAUUUUUACAGGCAUAUUGGUGACACAUCUUUUGGAAAAGGUUUGCAAAUGCGUCAGCUUUUUAACUGGUGUACCAUCAGGGCUUUGAGAAGACUGGAGGAAAAAGAGACUAAUCAGACAUCCAGACGAGAGAAUGGCGAAUAUGUUGAUCCUAAGAAGAUCGCGCUAGUCAUAAUGAAGGAGUUUGUAAAUGAUCUGCGACGGGGGAGCAUCGAUAUAGAUUGGGAAGCCGAAGAAGCGGCUGCUAACAGCGGUGACGAUAAUGAGGUUGGAGAAGAUACAGAAUUACGUGAGCUUUUUGAUGAUGAUGAUGGAGAAAAGAAGAUACGACGGAAGAAAAUGAGAUUCAAUAUUGAAGGCAGGAAGAAGGUUCCAAACAGUAAGAAUGUCGAGAACGAAAAAAAUUUGAAGAUACUUGAAAGUCGAGUAAAAAAUCUUAAAGACGAGAUUGAAUCGUGGGCUCAAGUGCUCGGUAAGCAGAAGCCCGAGGCAGAAUGGGAAGUCAUCGACAAACAGUUUUCUCUUCCGAAUCAGGAUAUGGCUAUCGAUGAGGUUGCGACAACAAAUGUUUCCCAGGAUCUAACGCGGCGUCUUGACAGAUUACAAGUUCACUCACAUCUCCUCGAUUCCUCCUCCAAAGCCUUUUUUGUUCUGCUAAAAGCCAGGCGCGAUAAACUUACUCAAAGUUUUGCAGCAACAGUGAGAGAUAACACCCAGCAAAUUGACUCCAAGAGCAUCUUGAAGAGUCUAAGUAAAUCCUUAACCGAACGAUAG